UCUCUAAAUGGAGCAAACUGAGGACGGUGGAAUGUAAAGAUUUAAGUAUUACAUAUCGUUUCUUCGUGUUGAAGGCCUGGGAGGGUGAAGUCAAGUUAUUUUUGUGUAGUUAUUUGAAUCUCGUUUAUGUCAUACGCAUGUGCAAUAUGAUCAAAGGGAUGAAAUUCAGCAGCUCAGCGCUAACUAAUCUCAACUAAGUCACGCAAUUUCCAGGGCAACUCUUGAAUGAAAGUAUCAUUAGCAUCUCUCCAAUGCUUAGGAUUUUCCCCAUUAUCCAAUGAUGUACCAUAAAUGAAGGAGAGAGGCUUGUAUAUCUGAUUUUUGUCAUCCUUUAAAACCAUGGGUAAAAACUAUGAAAUACUGGAAAGUGUUUGCUGUGCUAACUUUCCUUCAGCUAAUCUUAGGGAUAACUAUCACUGUACUGGCUAUCAGAGCAUCAGAUUUUUCAACAUCUCUUGGAGCCAAAGAUCUUCCACUGUGGGCAUCUGGGCCUCUUGUUGUGUCUGGCUGUAUUGGAGUUUUGUUUGUAUUGGGAUGUCGGAACAGCUUUUCUGAGAAUACUUCUGUUUUUGUGAUAAAGGGCAUUAGCUACCUCACGUCCUGCUUGAGUGUAGUUUUGUGCUUCGUGGCAGCUACCUUCAAUAGCAUUCAUGUGGUACUCUAUCUUGAGAAUUUCUACUCUUGCACAGACAGUGAGAACCACUCUGCCUGUGUUUGUUUGAGAGGAACUCAACCACUACACAUUGUUUAUACUUAUGAAGACAUUUCUUGUGAGGGUGUGUUUAAUGGUCUUUACAAUGUUUUUAUUGUUUUAGCAGUGUUAAACAGUUUAGGUGGGCUUACCUGCCUGUGUUAUGUAAUCUUGUUGUGGAGUACUCGCUAUAAUUAUAUUUAUGGUGGUGUGACUGGGAGUGAUUGUAAUGAACUUGCUUAAAAUAUAUGAUGAAAAUGUAGCUCUGCAGGCAGUAAACAUAAUGAAAUAGCUUUGAGAAAUGUUUUUAGUUUCAGUAAAGAAAUAUUUUAACAUUUGACAUGGCAAACCCAGUAGAAUUUUGUGACUACACAAUUUUGGAAUGUAAGUUAUAACUUAUUUUAAAAGAUUUUUUGUUUGAUAUGUUUCAUCAAUACAUAUUUCCUGGUUACUUUCCUCUAAGAGCUUGAAUGUAUAUACAUAUACAUUGAGCAUUACCUAGUUAAAUCAACAUUGUCAAUACAUUGAGCAAUAUUUGUGUAAGUUUAAUAUUUAUUUGUACUAUUAUUGUUAAGUUGUUUAUCUUUCUUCAUUAUUUCUCAUCUUUAGACUUAGUAAAUUUUCAUUUUUAAAAAGUGGUAAAAAUACCUCCUAUUGAUUAUGUAUUUAAAGAAGAGCUUGGGUCUGGAGCAUUUUGGAAACUCUAUUUUUUCUUUGCAUGCAGUAUUUGUUGAAUCUUGAGCAACAUCUUAAUGUAAGAUGUGAAAAUGAUGGUAUAUUAAGAAGCAUGAAGUUUAUUGUCAGUUUUCUCUAUUUCUGCUCACUAAUAAGUUGCACAUCCACAUUGCUCAUUUUCUCCAAAGUCUUUUUGUGGUUAUAAUUCAGGUUCAUUAAGGUAUUGGUACAAGCCUUAGAAUUAAUUUGAGGCAUCAUGGAAAAUGUUUAGAGAUGCUUCUUUAAAGUUUUGUUUGUUCUUCUAUAAAGGUAAAUGUCACAUGUUGGAGAAUGAGAGCAUUUAAAAAUUUAUAUUUAUUCUCUCAAUUGAGUAGACUAAUUGGCUGUAAUAUUUUUGUUUUUAUUAGCCAUUAAUACAUGUUGAAUUUAUCAGCUUAUUGUGUGAAGUUAACUUGUCUAGCUAUCUUCAAUUACAAGUAAAAUCCACAAUAUAUGAAACAUUAAUAUGGACAAUUUUGUCAUGUUUGUGGUAUUCAGUUUAAACUUGAGACAGUGAAGCAAAAAUAUGGAAUUCAGUAUUAUAAUUUAAACUCAAAUAUGUUAACCCCCUUCCGUGUUGACUUCAUGAAAGUAUUUAUUUAAAAACUUGUUUUAAAAACCAUUUGUGCCUUGAUGCCAAAAUUUAUCUAUAUAAUAAAAAAA
Messenger RNA from Limulus polyphemus (Atlantic horseshoe crab), 2068 nucleotides. Its product is annotated as sarcospan-like. Gene Ontology annotation, cellular component: sarcolemma; dystrophin-associated glycoprotein complex. The coding region runs from base 353 to 934 and encodes 193 amino acids. The record is from RefSeq and is a predicted model, not a curated record. Lineage: Eukaryota; Metazoa; Arthropoda; Merostomata; Xiphosura; Limulidae. The transcript has 5 exons.